CAGACGCGCGUCAGCUCUGUCACAUGCGGCGGAGCACAUUCAGACAGGACGGGAGGAGUUCUCAAAAGCAGUGUUGUCAGUGUUUUGGGAGCGUGCAGUAACGGAACAGUUGAACCGUUUGGCGUUGCAGUGCUUCUAUUGAUCGCUCUGGACUGAAGCAGCAAACCACUGGAAUACAUUAUCAGCGAUUCAGCCUCACAAAAUGAGCGGCGGUAAGAGGAUGGAGGAUGAGGCCGUGCUGGACAGAGGGGCCUCGUUACUCAAAAACGUAUGUGAUCAGGAAGAAGUUGAAGGUCACCACACUAUAUACAUCGGUGUGCAUGUGCCUAAGAGCUACCGGCGACGGAGACGUCAUCGCCGACGCACAAGUCACAAGGACAGAAAGGAGAAAGUGACUGAGAACGCUUCGGACAGGUUGGAUGCAGAGAACAAUGAGGAGGCCAGCAACAGCAUCCUCAAACCACUCAUCUCACCUGCUGCUGAGCGCAUUCGAUUCAUUCUGGGAGAGGACGAUGACAGUCCAGCACCCCCUCAGCUCUUCACAGAGCUGGACGAGCUACUGUCUGUUGAUGGCCAGGAGAUGGAGUGGAAGGAAACUGCCAGGUGGAUCAAGUUUGAAGAGAAGGUGGAAAAAGGUGGGGAGCGGUGGAGUAAACCACAUGUGGCCACUCUGUCCCUACAUAGUCUCUUUGAGCUUAGGACGUGUAUAGAGAAGGGCACCAUCAUGCUGGACCUAGAGGCCAACACACUGCCAGGGGUCGUUGAAAUGAUCACUGACAGUCAGAUUGAGAACGGUCUCUUGAAAGCUGACCUGAAAGAUAAGGUAAUGUACACCUUGCUGAGGAAGCAUCGCCACCAGACCAAGAAAUCCAAUCUUCGCUCCUUAGCUGACAUUGGCAAGACGGUCUCCAGCGCAAGUAGGCUGUUUUCCACCCCGGAUAAUGGUAGUCCAACCACCACACAUCGCAACUUGACAUCAAGCAGCCUGAACGAUAUCUCAGACAAGCCAGAGAAAGAUCAACUGAAGAACAAGUUCAUGAAGAAGCUGCCCAGAGAUGCUGAAGCUUCCAAUGUUCUCGUUGGAGAAGUGGACUUCCUGGACAGUCCUUUUGUGGCCUUUGUGAGGCUGCAGCAAGCUGUCAUGUUGGGGGCGCUGACUGAAGUGCCUGUGCCCACCAGAUUUCUGUUCAUUCUUCUUGGACCCAAAGGCAAAGCCAAGUCAUACCAUGAAAUUGGUAGAGCAAUUGCUACUCUGAUGUCCGAUGAGGUCUUCCAUGAAAUUGCGUACAAAGCCAAGGACAGACAAGAUCUCCUCGCUGGCAUUGACGAGUUCUUGGAUGAGGUCAUUGUCCUCCCUCCUGGAGAAUGGGACCCUGCCAUCAGGAUAGAGCCACCAAAAUCCCUGCCAUCCUCAGAUAAAAGAAAGAACAUGUAUGCUGGAGGGGACAGCACACAGAUGAAUGGAGACACGCCUCACAGCGGUGGACACGGGGGCGGGGGGCACGCAGUAGGCGAUGAGCUGAAGAAGACGGGGAAGUUUUGUGGAGGCCUUAUUCUUGAUAUCAAAAGAAAAGCUCCCUUUUUCUUCAGUGAUUUCUACGAUGGACUACACAUCCAGUCUUUGUCUGCCAUUCUUUUCAUCUACCUGGGAACAGUAACCAAUGCCAUCACGUUCGGAGGAUUGCUGGGUGACGCCACAGAGAACAUGCAGGGUGUGCUGGAGAGCUUUCUGGGCACAGCGGUGUCUGGAGCAGUGUUCUGUCUCCUGGCUGGGCAACCUCUGACAAUCAUCAGCAGUACGGGGCCAGUGCUGGUGUUUGAAAGGCUGCUCUUCAACUUCAGCAGGGAGCAUGACUUUGACUACCUAGAGUUCCGUCUUUGGAUCGGCCUGUGGUCGGCCUUCUUCUGUCUAGCCCUAGUGGCCACUGACGCCAGUUUCCUGGUGCAGUAUUUCACCCGAUUUACAGAAGAGGGCUUCUCCUCGCUCAUCAGCUUCAUCUUCAUCUAUGACUCCUUCAAGAAGAUGCUGAAGUUGGCUCAUUAUUACCCCAUCAACUCAGACUAUAAAAUCAAUUACGUCACGCAGUAUGACUGCAUGUGUAUGGCGCCCACUGAUGCCAAUUCUUCAGAUGUGUACACUGAUCCACUUGAUUCAACAUUUAUCUGGACUGUAAAUUACAGUGAUACACGCUUGAAUGCCAGCUGGUCCUCACUGUCAAAGAAGGAAUGCUUGAAAUACGGAGGGGAGCUAGUGGGCACAGCCUGUAACUUUGUGCCCGACAUCACCCUCAUGUCCUUCAUCCUUUUCUUUGGCACCUACACCUGCUCUAUGUGUCUGAAGAAAUUCAAAACCAGCCCGUUCUUUCCUACUACUGUGAGAAAACUCAUAAGUGACUUUGCCAUUGUCCUGGCAAUUUUGAUCUUCUGUGGCGUUGAUGCUCUUGUUGGGGUCGAUACGCCAAAGCUCAUAGUGCCAAGUGAAUUCAAGCCAACAAGCCCAAACCGUGGCUGGUUUGUGCCACCUUUCGGAGGGAACCCCUGGUGGGUGUACCUGGCAGCAGCUCUGCCUGCCCUGCUGGUGACCAUCCUGCUCUUCAUGGAUCAGCAGAUCACCGCUGUCAUUGUCAAUCGCAAGGAGCACAAGCUGAAGAAAGGUGCAGGCUAUCAUCUGGAUCUCUUCUGGGUAGCUGUGCUGUUAGCAGUAUGCUCUUUUUUGGGUCUGCCCUGGUAUGUAGCUGCUACAGUUAUUUCCAUCGCCCACAUUGACAGCUUGAAAAUGGAGACAGAGACAUCCGCUCCUGGCGAACAGCCUAAAUUUUUGGGUGUCAGGGAACAGAGAGUCACUGGUGUCUUUGUCUUCAUCCUUACUGGUCUGUCUGUCUUCAUGUCUCCUAUCCUCAAGUUUAUACCCAUGCCAGUGCUGUAUGGAGUCUUCCUCUACAUGGGAGUGGCUUCACUCAACGGAGUUCAGUUUAUGGACCGACUCAAGCUGCUCCUCAUGCCUGCCAAACACCAACCAGACCUGAUCUACCUGCGGCAUGUGCCACUGAGGAAGGUCCAUCUCUUCACUUUCGUCCAGCUGCUUUGCCUGGCGCUCCUCUGGAUCCUCAAGUCCACUGUGGCUGCCAUCGUUUUUCCUGUUAUGAUCUUGGCUCUGGUUGCUGUGAGGAAGGCGUUGGACUAUGUCUUCUCCCAGCACGACCUCAGUUUCCUGGAUGAUGUCAUACCCGAGAAGGAUAAGAAGAAGAAGGAAGAUGAGAAGAAAAAGAAAAAGAAGAAACAAGGGAGCAUAGACAGUGACAUGGAAGAUUCUGACUAUCCUUACAAUGAGAAUGUCCCCAGCAUUAAAAUCCCAAUGGACAUGAUGGAGCAGGAGCCUUUUUUAGGAGAUAAGGCCUCUGACAGAGAAAAGUCCCCUUCAUUCCUUGACCGAUAUGCGUCGUGCUGAAAAGCGCCACUACUUGCAGACCAGCCCGAUGUCAAGUUCAGAGAGACUGCCAUUAAAUGUGCCUCAGAUCAAAAUAGAUAUGGACCCAGAUGACAACAAUGGCUACUACUGGAGGAG
Molecule: messenger RNA, 3565 nt
Organism: Sinocyclocheilus grahami
Lineage: Eukaryota; Metazoa; Chordata; Actinopteri; Cypriniformes; Cyprinidae
Gene: slc4a4a
Product: solute carrier family 4 member 4a
Exons: 27
Coding region: 203-3448 (1081 amino acids)
Biological process (GO): transmembrane transport; regulation of intracellular pH; bicarbonate transport
Cellular component (GO): basolateral plasma membrane; plasma membrane
Molecular function (GO): monoatomic anion transmembrane transporter activity; solute:inorganic anion antiporter activity; sodium:bicarbonate symporter activity
Source: RefSeq, a predicted model, not a curated record